Messenger RNA from Oryzias melastigma (Indian medaka), 1712 nucleotides. RefSeq names its product DnaJ heat shock protein family (Hsp40) member B11 (gene dnajb11). The record is from RefSeq and is a predicted model, not a curated record. Gene Ontology annotation, molecular function: misfolded protein binding. Bases 127 to 1194 code for a protein of 355 amino acids. The transcript is spliced from 10 exons. Gene Ontology annotation, biological process: protein folding; protein maturation. NCBI's taxonomy places the organism in Eukaryota, Metazoa, Chordata, Actinopteri, Beloniformes, Adrianichthyidae. Gene Ontology annotation, cellular component: endoplasmic reticulum.
AGCCGUCCGCCGUAUCCGGGGGCGGGGCGUGUGUGUGUGACAGCAGGAAGAAGCUAGCAGGCAGUGUGAUCGCAGCCUCCGCGGAUCGAACCCUCGUUCUUCAUCACCGGAGCGUGUGUGAGCGGCAUGAAGCUGUGGACCGUCAGCUGCCUGCUCCUGUGCGCCCUGUCGGCGGUGCUCGCCGGGAGAGACUUCUACCAGAUCCUGGGGGUCAGCAAGACGGCGUCUAUCCGGGACAUCAAAAAGGCGUACCGGAAGCUGGCUCUGCAGCUCCAUCCCGACCGGAACCAGGACGACCCCAAAGCGCAGGACAAGUUCGCAGACCUGGGGGCGGCAUACGAGGUUCUGUCAGACGAGGAGAAGAGGAAGCAGUACGACAUGUACGGCGAGGACGGCCUGAAAGAGGGACACCACAGCUCCCACAAUGACAUCUUCUCCAGCUUCUUCGGUGACUUCGGCUUCAUGUUUGGGGGAAACAGACAGCAGCAGGACAGGAACAUCCCCAGAGGAAAUGACAUCGUUCUUGACCUUGAGGUCACCCUGGAAGAAGUGUACUCUGGGAACUUUGUGGAGGUGGUACGGAACAAGCCUGUAGCCAAAGAAGCUCCGGGGAAAAGGAAGUGCAACUGCAGGCAGGAGAUGAGGACCACGCAGCUGGGACCGGGCCGCUUCCAGAUGACCCAGGAGACCGUGUGUGACGAGUGUCCCAAUGUGAAGUUGGUCAACGAGGAGAAGACUCUGGAGGUGGAGAUCGAGCAGGGCGUCAGGGAUGAGAUGGAGUAUCCUUUCAUUGGAGAAGGUGAGCCGCACGUUGAUGGAGAACCUGGAGAUCUACGAUUCCGCAUCAAAGUGCUGAAACAUCCGGUGUUUGAGCGCAGGGGUGACGACCUGUACACCAACGUCACCAUCUCGCUGGUGGAGGCCCUGAUCGGCUUUGAAAUGGACAUCGUUCAUCUGGACGGACACAAGGUGCACAUAGUCAGAGACAAAAUCACCAAACCAGGAGCUCGAAUGUGGAAGAAAGGAGAAGGUCUGCCGAACUUUGACAACAUCAACAUCCGAGGUUCUCUGAUCAUCACCUUCGACGUGGAGUUUCCUCAGACCCAGCUGGACGAGCAGCAGAGAGACGGUGUGCGGCUCCUCCUGAAGCAGGACUCUGUUCAGAAGGUUUACAACGGCCUGCAGGGGUACUGAUCUGAGGGGAGGCUGUUUGGAUCUGCCCCUCUGCCGCGCCCCCCUCUGGUCAGCAGCUCUCUGUUUUUGUCUCAGGACAGCCUUUACUGAAGCUGCAGAUGCUGCCUCUUGUGAGCAGAGCCGUUGUUUUACUGUUUGUUUUGCCCCCUCCCCAAAUGAGGUUUUGUACCUUUUGGUUAGUUUUAUUUAUCAGAGACUGUUGACGGCUGAGCUGCUCGAAAGACAGACCUGGAUCUCCAGCUGCUCACAGCGCCUCCCUCUGGUCAUCUUCAGAAAUGCUGUUUUUGGGACAAGCUGAGGUUUUUCCUGCCUGUGAGGGGCGGAGCUUCCUGUCCUCUCUUUGGCACUUGGACUCUUUGACCAGUUUGAGGGCACUCUGUGGGUCUGCUGAAUGGCAGCUCCACCGCCCUUUUCAGGAGAGUCCAGGCUUUGGAUGUGAAUUUAGUUUCUUUUACAUGUUUAAGGGAUCUUCUUUACCUGACUGACUCUGAAUAAAAGUUUCUACAAAUGUGACAAGA